This is a messenger RNA of Epinephelus lanceolatus (giant grouper), 3306 nucleotides long. RefSeq lists its product as uncharacterized. NCBI's taxonomy places the organism in Eukaryota, Metazoa, Chordata, Actinopteri, Perciformes, Serranidae. The record is from RefSeq and is a predicted model, not a curated record.
UGCUGAGGCUCCACAUACAGCUCAUCACCGAUCCUAGACAGAGAGUGGAUGGCUUUGGCCAGCACUGGACGUUUGUACUAUCUGAGGAACGCUGCCGUGCACUGCUCUCCUCCCAUCACCGCUGAUGUAAAUGGCCGUUGCUGAAGAGGUGUGACUAAAACAACAUUUGUGUGCUGAAACCACGAAAGACAGAGACUUUGAAUAGACACAAGAGGACGACAGUCAGGAAGAGUUGAGUGUCUGGCUCAGCUCUGUGCCAAAACUACACAGAAAGAGAGAGUGCUGCUAAAACUUUUGUGGAUUAUGGAGGAGUAUGACAGCGAAACGUCCAUGACAAGAAGCAGCCUGCACAGAGAGAAAGAAGAACUCCUAUCCUAACUGAGGAAGUCAAACUGUAAGAGAUGGAUCUGUCUUUAUAUUUUCCUUAAGAAACAGUUAAGACAGUAAUGGAAAAGACUGGAAUAUGAAAACAGAGGGACACAACCAUCACAGGAGGCUUAGAGGGUGACGUGAUUUACACACAGCUAUUGUCUUCUGUCAUGGUCUCCAGUUUUGUUUUGAAAGCAACAAAUGACACAAGACAGUGUGGAAUCCAUCCCUGAUUGAUGGACUAUAUUGUUGUGUUUACAUGCAGUCAUUGUUGACAUGCUUUUCUGUGACCACUGGACUUGAUACACAGCACUUCUGUUCCUAGAUGUCUCAGUCACGUGAUCCAAAAGACACUCAGGCCUUGCUGCAGUCCAUGCUGCAGAGACUGAAGCUCCAGCCAGGAAGAGAGGGCCAGCCAUACCUGCACACACCUGUACCCAGCACAGCUGCUUCCACAUGGAGGCAAGGUGGAGAGAAAGGAGCCUCCAGCUCUCCUGUGAAUGGCUUUGAGUUUGGAGCUAAUGGUAUCCCCUCUAAAGAGUUUGGGUUCUCUGCUUCGGACAGUAAGUUCGGCCUAAAAGGUGGGGAAAUACAGCAACCAGGUCGUGGCUCUGAAGUGGACGGGGUUGUCGUUUCCUUUCCCUCCCAAAAAGACAACACUGAUGGUGGCACGGGUGAGGACAGGGUGUUGGGACAGGUCACGCAGCCUGGGAUCACCCCAACAGGAACAGGGCAGCUGUUUCCUGCGAAAUCACUUAAGGAUGCUGAUAUCACUUCCUUUGACAGGACUAAUGGGGAGAGGGGGAGUUUUGGCAGAAGCUCUUCAAUGACAAGGAACAUCCCCAGUGACAAAGAUGCCGUCACGAACGUGGGACAGAAACAGGACCAGUUCCAGGGUUUUACACCCAAAGUCUAUACGUGGGCUCUGAAGCCCACAGACACGGGAAGUCAAGAGAAUGAAGUGUCGCACAUGGGAAAUGGAGGAUUUGGAGCUUUGGCACAAAGUAAAGACAUGCAGAUUGUCCCAGCGAAUGGAAGCGCCAGAAGGAAACAGCGACCAUCUGAGAAUAAAACGAGGAGAUGGACCCAGAUGAUCAAGGAGAGAUGGAGGGACAGGCCGGGGAGUUUUGGCAAGAAGGGGAAAGAAGAAGGGCGAGUGGACCAGAGGAGUGAAGGAACUGAAAUUUCACCUCAAAACCAGCAAUCAACAAUGGAAACUUUCAUCAACACAUCAAAUAAGGAAGAAGAAAGGAUCCUCCCAUCACAAGACAUCAGUGGUCCCAGUAACACCCCUCACACAGACGACAGCACUAACGAGGGAUUUAUGAGGUCGAUGGGUGACUUUGAGUUUGGCCUGGGCUCCUUUAGCUUGCUGGACGAGAUAGUCACGGGUCAAGAGUGGGGCAAGUUCCUAAACCCCAACCUAUCAGGCGCCGCAGCCAAUCAGAGACCAUCAGAACUCAACAUUCCAACAAAUCCUUAUGAUAGUGGUCAGUCAUCUUCAAUUCUGAACCAACACGGCGGUGUGACCAACCAGUGGAGCUUCAGAGGAACUGAGGGGACAUCACCAAAUUCAGGUUUCAGCAUGGCACAAAUAUCACCUGAUGCUUUCCAACCUGUCAGCAUGGACGUGUCAGAGGGAAAACAAGCUGCGGCUCAGGAUGUUCAGGCAGUUCGCACAGAACCCAUGGAGCAUGGAUGUAAUCGUAGACCUCCUUCAUCUGUACAGCCUGAAGAUAUUCUGAACUCAGCACUGAAGAAGAGAGUCAGCCUCAGCAGGAAGAGACAGCAUCAGUCAGCUGACAACAUAGAUGGUGGACAUGAUGGAAAAGGGGCAGACAGAGAGGCGUUCACAUCUUCACUGAGCCUAACAAGCAGCCACGUGAUGGACGAGACGGGAGAGUCACAACAUGAUGACCUCAUGCCUCUACACACCCUACACUCUUCUCCUCCUCCUCCUCUCUCUCCAUCCGCUCCUUUUGCUCCUGCACCCCGAGGCGUCCUCAAACACUCCAUUUCCCAUGAUUCACAGUGCUCAAUGGAAACAGCAACAAAAAGGAGGCGAGUCGAGGAGAAUAGGCGGGUUCGUUUUUCAGAGGAGGUGGUGACCAUAGAGCCUCCUGUGCUGGAGAUGGAUGGUACAGACUCGGAGGAGGAUUCAGGAGCAGAUGAGGACUCUGUGAUAGAGCAGGACAGUGAGGAGGAGGGGCAGGUAGCGAUGGAGGAGGUGGCAGCACCAGCACGCCGAGCCGCUCUCCCUGCGUGGAUACGGGCUCUGAAGAGGAAGAACACGGGGAGGAAGCUCAGAUAGAGACAGUAAAACUGCAGGAACGGGCAUCUCUCUUAAAACAAGUUCUUUCUGGUUACUUAAAGCACACCUGUGUCUUAUUGAUCCUCGCCCCUCUCCACAACACCACUGUUCAAAAUGGUAAUUGAUCAGCUGUUGAGAGUAUUUCAAGACUUUGCAACUACACACAGACUUUCUCUGUCUAGACUGGAUUAUACACUGCCAGUGUUGCAUCAGCUCCGUAAUGAGACAGUUUGAUUGCUGGAGUAAAUAUUCUUUCACCAGCUUUAUGCGGCUUUUAUCAGAGAUGUUGUGUUGCCCUUCUCCUCCUCCUCCUGCUGCUUCAGUCUCAGUCUCUGGGUAAUGGCUCCCUGUCCGGCCAUCCUGGGAAAUUAACCCCAGAGGAGGAAAGAGAGUCGGAGCUGAAGCAGUGGUUUCAGACGGUCAGCGGUUUUCGAUCGUCUGCUGCUCUCUGUUCAGCUGUUGAAAUGUUAAAACCUUAUUUUAAAGCCUUUUUGAUGUCUGUAUGAAAGUGUAUGUUUAAUCUAGAGUCUUUGCUGGCUGCUAGUCUGAUACAUAAACCCCUGUAAAACUUCACUGUGUUGUUUUAACACUUUGAUUUUUGUAUGCAUUAAACAACUGAGAUAUAA